Molecule: messenger RNA, 1823 nt
Organism: Zymoseptoria tritici IPO323
Lineage: Eukaryota; Fungi; Ascomycota; Dothideomycetes; Mycosphaerellales; Mycosphaerellaceae
Gene: NAG1
Product: N-acetyl-beta-D-glucosaminidase
Exons: 3
Coding region: 93-1823 (576 amino acids)
Biological process (GO): carbohydrate metabolic process; glycosaminoglycan metabolic process
Cellular component (GO): membrane
Molecular function (GO): beta-N-acetylhexosaminidase activity
Source: RefSeq, a predicted model, not a curated record
AUUCCGAACGGCACUGCAAGUCCUUAAGUCGUCGGCCCAGCCGUCUGUCGUUUCACUCUGUUCCAUCUCUCCGCACGACUACGACUUGCAUAAUGUUUUUGUUACGCCAAUUGGCCUCGGUCGCUCUCUUCACCGCAAGCGUGUGUGCGGUAUGGCCUCUGCCAUCGAACUACACCCAUGGCGAAGAAGUGCUUUGGAUACAGCAAGGUCAGAUCGACUUCUCGUUCAAUGGGCAGGGAAACAAUCCUAGUGGAGACUACAACGGAACGUCCUCUUCUCAGAUCGUUGCCAACGCCAUCGAGCGAACGAAAGACAAUCUUUUCGCAAAGAACUUCGUCCCGUGGCGAUUCCGACCUCGCUUGUCGAACUUCGAGCCAACCUUGGGCUCAGACUCAACUUACAUCACCACGGUGUCCCUUGUGCAGACCGAGGCGGAUCCCUCCAAUGUCGGCAAGCCCGAGAGCGAUGUCGACGAAUCGUACAGUCUCUCCAUGGAAGCGAGCGGCAAAGUGACCGUCACUGCGAAGACUUCCAUCGGCCUGCUAUACGGACUGACAACUUUCUCCCAACUGUUCUACAAGCACUCCACCAACGGCCAAGUCUACACACAACUGGCUCCAGUCACGAUCACUGACUCGCCCAAGUUCAAGUGGAGAGGCCUGAACGUCGACACCUCCCGCUCAUACAAGACGCUCGAAGACCUGUACCGCAUGAUCGACGCACUCUCCUUCAACAAGAUGAACCGCCUGCACUGGCACAUUACCGAUUCACAGUCCUGGCCACUCGAGAUCCCUUCCUUGCCAGAAGUGGCUGACAAAGGAGUCUACGUGAACUUCCAGCGCUACACACCUCAAGACGUGCAAAAUGUCCAGCAAUACGGCGCCCUUCACGGUGUCGAAGUCGCCAUCGAGAUUGAUAACCCUGGCCACACCGCUUCGAUCGCCCUUUCCCAUCCGGAAUUGAUCGCAGCGUUCAACGUCCAGCCCAAAUGGACAACCUACUGCGCCCAGCCUCCCUGCGGAACACUCAAGCUCAACUCCACUGGCGUGUACGACUUCCUCCAAAAGCUCUUCGACGAUCUGCUUCCCCGUGUAAAGCCGUACAGCAGCUACUUCCAUCUUGGCGGCGAUGAAGUCAACAAGAACUCGUACAACCUCGACGACACAGUCGGAAGCAACGAAUCCGCAGUCCUGCAGCCGCUGAUGCAGAAGUACAUGGACCGCAACAUGAAGCAGGUCGAGUCUUACGGCUUGGUGCCGCUCGUGUGGGAGGAGAUGUUGCUGGAGUGGAACUUGACGCUACCCAAGGACACCAUCGUUCAGACUUGGCAGAGCGAUGCGGCGGUCGCUCAGACCGUGGCCAAGGGAUACCGCGCGCUGGCUGGUAACUACAACUACUGGUACCUGGACUGUGGUCGCGGCCAGUUCUUGGACUUCUAUCCUUCCAACGCGGCUGGGUUCUUCCCGUUCUCGGACUACUGUGCGCCCCUCCACAACUGGCGUGCGAUGUACGCGUACGAUCCACUCACUGGCGUGCCGGAGAAUUCGACGCAUUUGGUGCUGGGAGGAGAGGUGCACAUCUGGUCCGAGCAGACAGAUUCCGCCAACCUUGAUUCCAUGGUCUGGCCGCGUGCUGCCGCGGCCGGUGAAGUUCUUUGGAGUGGUGCGAAGGACGCCUCGGGUCAGAACCGCUCGCAGGUCGAGGCUUCUCCCAGAUUCGCGGAGAUGAGGGAGCGCUUGGUCGCGAGAGGCAUCAGGGCGGACACGUCGUUCCAGCCGUUCUGCACGCAGAAUGGCACGCAGUGUGCGUAUCCCGAAGCCUAG